UUUGGCCGCAGCUGCCUCCAGUGCCGCGGGAUGUAGCGCAGGGGCCCGCGGCCCCCAGCAGAGGCAGCUCGCCUGGCCGUAAGUUUUCCGGGAGGCCGGUGGACAGGACUCGGGCUCUGCAGGCCCGCGGAGGGGACAGCCCAGGUGUACCCCGCUCUGAGGUCCCGAGGGUCGCGGCUUCUCACCGGGCUUGACUCCCAGCUCCGCGUUUCCCGAGGUCGCGCUGUAAACAUUUCCGGCCCCUCCCACGCGCGGUGCGGGUCUGCUCCGCCCCCGCCCCCCGCAGUCCCCGUUCCGGGUAGUGCUGCUUGCUCGGCCCCGCACUGUGACCGCAGUGCUCCGGAACUGAGCCGUAGUGUUGGGUGCCAGAGCAUCCGCCCCGAGUGGCCGGGAAGCCCUAAGUCUCCUGGCCCUACGUGACGUGCCCCCACCUUGAUGGGGUUGGAGGAGAGGUUGAUGGACAGUCGACUGGUCACCUAAGUUUAGAAGACCAAACUGGACAAUGGACUUUGCUCACUAUGCUGACAUGAUCUCCAUUGACCUUCAUUCGUCUACUAUCACAGGAAGAUCUCUGCCCCCUGGGGCUGAGAGACCCCAACCUUUCCCCAAGCUGAAGCUACAGGGUAUUGAGGUACCAGCCAGAUGUCUUCCCACAAAGGAUCGGUGGUGGCACAGGGCAAUGGGGUACCAUCCAGUAACAGAGAAACUGACACAGUGGAACUAGCUGAACUGGGUCCCCUGCUGGAAGAGAAAGGCAAGCGGGUAACCACCAAUACAACUAAGACUAAGGAAGAGCAAACAUGCCCAGUGCCUCAGGAAGAAGAGGAGGAGGUGCGGGUGCUGACACUUCCCCUGCAGGCCCACCAUGCCAUGGAGAAGAUGGAGGAGUUCGUAUACAAGGUCUGGGAGGGGCGUUGGAGGGUCAUUCCAUAUGAUGUGCUUCCUGACUGGUUAAAAGACAAUGACUACCUGCUACAUGGCCACAGACCACCUAUGCCCUCCUUUCGGGCUUGCUUCAAGAGCAUCUUCCGCAUCCACACAGAAACUGGCAACAUCUGGACCCAUCUGCUUGGUUUUGUGCUGUUUCUCUUCUUGGGAAUCUUGACCAUGCUCAGACCAAAUAUGUACUUCAUGGCUCCUCUGCAGGAGAAGGUGGUUUUUGGAAUGUUCUUUUUGGGUGCAGUGCUCUGCCUCAGCUUCUCCUGGCUCUUCCACACUGUCUAUUGUCAUUCAGAGAAAGUCUCUCGAACUUUUUCCAAACUGGACUAUUCAGGGAUUGCUCUACUGAUUAUGGGGAGCUUUGUCCCCUGGCUCUAUUACUCCUUCUACUGCUCCCCACAGCCACGGCUCAUCUACCUCUCCAUCGUCUGUGUCUUGGGCAUUUCUGCUAUCAUUGUGGCACAGUGGGAUCGGUUUGCCACUCCUAAGCACCGGCAGACAAGAGCAGGAGUGUUCCUGGGACUUGGCUUGAGUGGUGUUGUGCCCACCAUGCACUUUACUAUCGCUGAGGGCUUUGUCAAGGCCACUACAGUAGGCCAGAUGGGCUGGUUCUUCCUCAUGGCUGUGAUGUAUAUCACCGGUGCUGGCCUUUAUGCUGCUCGGAUUCCUGAGCGCUUCUUUCCUGGAAAAUUUGACAUAUGGUUCCAGUCUCAUCAGAUUUUCCAUGUUCUGGUGGUGGCAGCAGCUUUUGUCCACUUCUAUGGAGUCUCCAACCUUCAGGAAUUCCGCUAUGGUCUAGAAGGUGGCUGUACUGAUGACUCCCUUCUCUGAGCCUUCCCACCUAAGGGGUGGAGGAGGAACUUCCCAAGUGCUUUUAAAAAAAAUUACUUCUUUGCUGAAGCAAGAGGAAGAGUCUGAGUUGUCUGUUUCUAGAAGAAACCUUAGAGAAUUCAGUACCAGUCGCUUCAGCUCACUUUCACAGCCAUUAGGCAAUAAACUUUCCAUUCCUUAGCUGAGGGGCGUUGGGAUGGUCAACACAGCUACCCCCUCCUCACAGCCACUUUCUCAGCAAAACAACUACUGGUCCUUCAUGGACAGGACUUUGAAGCUCACGUUGAGAUUUCACCCAUUCCUCCAGCCAUUUUGGGGAAAAAAAUUAUGGACUGAUUCUUCAGAAAUUGCUUUUUUCUUGAAGAAAAUAUUCCCCCCUUACCCUUAUCCUUACUUUGUAACCUGGCUUAUAACAGGCCAUCCAUUUUGUAGCACACUUUUCAAAAAUUAUAACCUGGUCCCAUCUUUCUAGGGCCUGCUUACAUGACAGGAAAAAUAAAACCACAUUUUAUGUAGCCCGGCUAAUCAUGGAAAUAUGUCCUGGCUUUAAAUAACUUGAGUUUAAUUUUUUUUCUUGCCAGAAUAAAAUUAAAAUGGGGAAGAUAUUUAAUAUUUAAUACUAAGCUUUAAAAAGAAACCUGCUAUCAUUACUAUGUAUCUUGAUGCAAAGAUUAUGAUGAUAAUAAAAGUACAGAAGACACUUGGCAUUCAAA
Nannospalax galili (Upper Galilee mountains blind mole rat) is the source of this 2483-nucleotide messenger RNA. It is a transcript of the gene Adipor1, whose product is annotated as adiponectin receptor 1. Bases 643 to 1770 code for a protein of 375 amino acids. The transcript is spliced from 9 exons. Gene Ontology annotation, cellular component: plasma membrane. Gene Ontology annotation, biological process: adiponectin-activated signaling pathway. Gene Ontology annotation, molecular function: signaling receptor activity. NCBI's taxonomy places the organism in Eukaryota, Metazoa, Chordata, Mammalia, Rodentia, Spalacidae. The record is from RefSeq and is a predicted model, not a curated record.